Molecule: messenger RNA, 1284 nt
Organism: Amphimedon queenslandica
Lineage: Eukaryota; Metazoa; Porifera; Demospongiae; Haplosclerida; Niphatidae
Product: major facilitator superfamily domain-containing protein 1-like
Exons: 1
Coding region: 1-1284 (427 amino acids)
Biological process (GO): transmembrane transport
Molecular function (GO): transmembrane transporter activity
Source: RefSeq, a predicted model, not a curated record
AUGCCUAGUGGACUAGAGGACACUAUUAUUAAAGUGAUGGGAGUCACUACUGCAGAAUAUGAUUUACUCUUCUCUGUCUCUGCCUGGCCUAAUGUAUUCCUUUGUUUGAUUGGUGGAAUAAUUAUUGAUAAGUUAGUAGGACUGAGGCUAGGACUGCUCGUUUUUGUCACUUCUGUACUAGUGGGUCAAACUAUAUGGGGAGUAGGAGGACUUAUUGAUAACUACUUUAUUAUGCUGGUUGGUAGGUUCUUCAUUGGAGCUGGUAAUGAAUUAACAGUUGUUAUAUGUCAUGCAUACAAAGCUCUUUGGUUCAAGGAAGACUUGCCAAUCGCCUUUUCCAUUGAUAUAGCAUUUGGCAGAAUUGGAGGAACACUAGCUCUAAUCUUCCCUCAAAUGAUAUACGAAAGUCUUACCACAACAUUUGUUUCACGCACUGUCAGACUGAGUGCUACUCUCUUCAUCACAGCUGCUGGGUGCAUCUUAGUUGGAGUGUCAUUCAGCAUAAUUGUUGUGAUUAUGGACUACAGGAGAGAAACAACAUCAAAGAAAACAAAGGAAAGACCAUGUAGUGGUUCCCGAUCUAUAACAUUAAAGAGUCUGAAGCAGUUUUCAUUUUCGCUCUGGCUGAUCCUUUUGUACAAUUUGACCGCCCUUCCCAUUUUGUAUGCAUUUGUCAGUAUUGCUCAGGAUUUUUACAUCAAGAAGUAUGGACUUUCUAUAGGAGCUGCCAAUACAGCCAAUAGUUUACAGUUUGGUGCUACAGUCAUACUCAUACCUAUAGUGGGUAUUCUUGUCAGUAAAACAGGUUAUUUCAUUUAUUGGCUAUUAUUCUCUAUUGUACCUUCUGUCCUAGCAUAUUUAAUCUUCAUGUUUAGCUAUGGGCAGAGUUUUAUUCCAUACGUAACAGGGAUUUUGAACUCUUUGUCAUACACCAUGACAGGACCAUCAUAUCCUGCAUUGUUAGCCAUGAUCAUUGAUAAAGAAUACAUUACUACUGUGUAUGGAAUCUCACAGGGAAGCUUUAAUACUUCAUUGGCUAUAAUGAUGUUUGUUACUGGUAUGAUUGUUGAUGAUUGUGGCUACUUCACAUUACAGGCAUGUUAUGUCGCAUUGACAAGCUUUGGGUCCAUUGCACUAUUCCUGGUCUUUUUAAUUGACAUCACAGUUUCAGAAAAGCCAAAAUUAAAUGUCCCUGGACCUUGGCUAACUUGUGAAAAUGAUGAAACAAGCAGUGAGCCAUUAUUCAAUCAGGCUCCACAGCAAGAAGCCUCAAAAGUAUAUUAA